Molecule: messenger RNA, 619 nt
Organism: Paramecium sonneborni
Lineage: Eukaryota; Ciliophora; Oligohymenophorea; Peniculida; Parameciidae
Source: the annotation of a GenBank genome assembly
UAUGCCUAAUGACUCCUUUUUAAAGAUCUUAAAAAAAGGUCCUUUUUCAUUUCCAUUAGCAAAAACUUUAGCUGUUUCUCUAAUAAAAGUUUUAGGAACUCUUCAUAAGGCUGGAAUAGCUCAUUGUGAUAUAAAACCAGAAAAUAUUUUGAUUGCUGCUGAUUAUAAUUUAAAACUGUGUGAUUUUGGAUUUGCAAGAUUAUCAAAUUAAAAUUUAAGACCUGUUGGAGGAACUCCUGGUUAUACUGCACCUGAAUUAUAUGUAAAUUAAGCAAUGAAUUUAUUUAAAUGUGAUAUAUUUGCAUUAGGAGUAGUAUUAUUUAUAAUUGCUAUGGGAUUCCCACCAUUUUAAACAAAUGAUCCAAAUUCAAGAGAUGGUUGGUGGGCAUUAAUAUUUAAUAAACAAUUUGAUAUAUUUUGGAAUAAAUGCGAAAGUUUUAGAUAAUUACAAUUUUCUAAAGAAUUUAAGAAUUUAAUAAUGUCUAUGUUAGAAAGUGAUCCUGAUAGAAGGAUAUCCUUAGAUUAAUUAGUAGAACAUGAUUUCUUAAAGGAUGGUGCUUCUGAAGAGGAAGUCUUAAUGGAAAUAGAGAGGAGAGUUAGAUAUGAUUAACAGUAAUGA